Molecule: messenger RNA, 1180 nt
Organism: Rubroshorea leprosula
Lineage: Eukaryota; Viridiplantae; Streptophyta; Magnoliopsida; Malvales; Dipterocarpaceae
Source: the annotation of a GenBank genome assembly
CUGCUCUUCUUUUCUUCCCCCUACACCGAGCAAGAAAGCCCAGCCACCAACCCACACCACCCCUUGGAAAACCGGUAAGAAGCUUGAGAUUUUCCUUCCUUUUCUUGUUCAAGGACAAGAUUUAGGACUUAGGACACUCUCCCAAACCCAGAAUUUUCCAGAUCUGCAUUGUUUCCUUUUCCCUUGCUGUCCGUCAGCUUCUGCUAUGUGUGAUUUCUGGGCAUUUUUCCGAUUUCCCGAAUUUCCCCUUGCACUUCCUGCCGGCUCUUCCGCAAUUUGCAACUUCGGUUUGCUUGCUGGAUUUCCUGGUAUGUGACAGCCCUUUAAGCCUAAAAUUAUCCAUUUAAUUUCCUGCCUUGUGAUGUCCGAAAUUCUGCAAAAAAUGGGGAUGAAUUCUGGUAGCUUUAGGACAAAUUUUAAGCAUUAAUUCAAGUGGAAUUUAUGUGAUUGAGUGUUAAUUGACUGCUGUGAGAUUUCGGAGAAAAAUCCCGUGAGAUUAGCUAUGGUUUUGCCAAUUUUUGGAAAUUGCAGUUACUGUUCAUUGCGUGAUUACUGUUUACGGGUACUGUUCAUGCACUAUUGGCCAACAAUAGGAGGGUUUAAAUGUGUAGUUAUAUUGAGAAUUAAAUUGAGAUGUUUGGUGAUAUGGUUGAAUUUCUUGUGAAGCUCAUUGGUUAGUAAAUUUGCAAGGUUGUGCUAAUAAUUCUAGCAAAGUUUGAAUGUAUUUAUUUGGAAUAUUAAGUGCUGUUAUGGCUUAGAGCACUUGGAUUGAGUCCUCGGUUUUGUGCGAUUUGAGGUAAGUAAAUUAUGGUAAUGCCCUCCGAUUUUAAAGCACAUUUUAACUUGUUUUUGUUUUUGAAGUGAUGGCGGGACUAAACCCGUUUUAUACAAAAAUGAGCAUGAUUAAUUUGAAAUAAGAUUAUUAUUCUUUUUAUUGAUUUGAGUAUGCCUGCUUGGAGUUUAUUUAACCGCUCUGAUGAUAUGGAAAUUAUCUGUAAAGUAUGAUUUUUUGUUAAAUUUUGCCUGUUUUGUCUCCAAUAUGGUCAUGUUAUUCGUGUGCCCGCUAGUUGGAGGUUUAUAAACGUUAGCACAUGUCAACAUGUUAUUGAUAGAAUCGGUUCGUUUAUGUGAUUGUUAUCCUGCUAGUGGGAUUAUGCACUAGUAAAUCGUGUGCCUACUA